AUGUCAGGAUUUUCUUUCGGCACUCCUACAACUCAAACGGGAACAAAACCAACUGGCCUAAAUGUUCCCAGUUUGGGGACUACGCAGGCUACGGACAACUCAGCUCCCUCCUUUUCUUUUGGUUCGCCAUCUAACACUUCUGUUAUUCCUGCAAAAUCUGGGUUUUCAUUCGUUACUUCUACAGCCCCUACAGGAAGUGUUUCUGCUCUACCACAACCUGCAUUUGGUUUCUCUAGUUCCGCUAACAAGACUGGCUCUCAAUCGACUCCGUUUUUCGCUUUGAACUCAAAUAGCAUAGCCACUAGUGCUCCGACAACUUCUUCAUUUACCUCGCUCGUUCCUACUACAAUAAAACCAACAUCAAACACGGGAUUUGACUUCGGUUCUACUCCAAAAACAUCUACUAACCCAUCCUUCGUGACUUCUGUUACUGCUGCUACGACAACAUCAUCCACCACUGCUGCUAACAGUGGCUUUAGCUUUGGUCUUGCAUCCAGUCAACCAUCUACUACUGCCAUUUCCACCACGACUAAUACUACAUCUGUUGGAUCUACUACAGGUCCAACUUUUAGUGCUCAGAAAACGGGAGUCGCUUUAACCACCACGACGUCGGCCUUCAGUUCUUUUUCUCUCGGCAGCUUAGUGACAAAGCCAUCUGAUUCAUCAACAACUGUUUCAAAUGCAACUCUUGCACCUGCUUCAGCUGCUUCACAGCCUUCAGCUCCCAGUACUUACACCUAUCGACAACUAGAGGAGUUGGUAAAUAAAUGGACGUAUGAGUUAGAUGAGCAGAGUCGCAAUUUUGAAUCUGAGUUGUGUCGAUUAAACAAAGCGGACGCUCUGCUGAUUGCAAAUGCUGAUAAAAUUUCCGAUCUUCAUGCUAAAGUUGAGGCUUGCAAAGCUGGGCAAUAUCGAAUUGAUCAGGAGUUAGAGUUUGUCGAAUCGCAACAGCGCGCGUUAGAGGAUCUCCUUGAGCCCUUGGAGCAGGCGGUUUCUGAUUUGCUGCCAAGUCAACAGCACGCCGACGCCGAGCGUGAAGCAAUUUUCCAGAUGUGCAUCAAUACCGACUUGGAAUUGGGUCAACUGUUGAGCGAAUUACGCGAGAUGGCAGAGCGAGUGAAUGCUGUCACAGCUGAACUUGAACCAGGAAUCGAAUCUCACUUUCCUUCCUCCGCUUCGACCUCAGCCUCUAUUAGCGACAGCUUUGAUAAAAACAAUAAUGUGAUUGGUCAAGUCACACGGAUUCUCAACUCACACAUGCAUGCUCUAAGCUGGCUCAGUCAGAAUACACGUAAGUUCAUAAGACCUUAUGGAAAAAAUGAAGAUUUGAGGAAGGCAUAUAGAUGUGGAGGAAAUUAUGUUUAUGUCGCUGCUACCACAGAAACGGCUACAUUACUACCAAUUAGAAGAGUGCUUUGCAAUCAGGGUGCCGUUAGGGCAGUUCGUUUUAAUGCAGAUGGUCAGUAUUGCCUAACAGCUGGAGGAAAUCGAACAAUUCGUUUGUGGAAUCCCGAAGUGGGUAGGUUACUGAAGACCUACACUGGUCAUGGUGGAGAAGUCUCUGAUGUACAGGCAGCAAGUGAUAAUAGUCUAAUAGGCUCUGGAGGUGCUGACACCUUGGUCGUGCUGUGGGAUGUUGCUUCUGGGCAGUCACUGCGACGGUGGCGUAAACACGCAGGUCGUGUGAACGCGGUGCGAUUCGCCGGUCCAGCGGCAACGGAAGGUGAGUUAGCACCUUCUUCCAGUCUUCUUCUUUUCUCCGUGGGCGUGGAUGGUAUGCUCCUUGCAUGGGAUGCCCGCGCAAGGACCCCUUAUCCCAUUCAGACAAUGCAUGAAGCAAAGGAUAGUGUCAAUUGUCUCACUGUUCGUCGAUGGCAAAUUAUCACGGGUUCUGUCGAUCGGUGUGUUCGUGUUUAUGAUAUUCGGAAAGGGAUAAUGACAGAGGACUACAUAGGCUCUCCGGUUACCUCAGUGGGAUUGUCAUUUGACAACCAAUGUCUUCUCGUGGCUUCACAAGACUCAGUUAUCAGGUUAUUCGAUUAUCUCAACGGCGAACUGCUCAAUAGGUACACCGGCCAUGUGAACAAGGACUAUAGGGUUGAUUGCUGCUUCCUGAACGACGACGCACAGAUAGCAAGUGGUUCGGAGGACUCGAACUGUCGAGUUGUAAUGUGGAACGUAGCCGACGGUGCAGCUGAUAUAGCGAGCAUUUUAGACCAUUCACCUUGCAGCUUAGCUUGGUCGUCCGAUAUCGGUGAUAGUGGGAGCAAGAAUGGAGAAUUAACCACCCACCCUGUUCCCUUUGUUCACUCCCUUUCACCCCAUCCCAGCAAAAAUGUCUUAUUAACAGCUGGUGGCGACUAUUUUUGGCUAUGGAGUGACAUUAAAGAAGAAAAUGAUUACUUUUGCCUUUCUUCUAAAAGAUGGUUUGAAGAUAGAUAA
Messenger RNA from Rodentolepis nana, 2442 nucleotides. NCBI's taxonomy places the organism in Eukaryota, Metazoa, Platyhelminthes, Cestoda, Cyclophyllidea, Hymenolepididae. The record is from the annotation of a GenBank genome assembly.